Molecule: messenger RNA, 504 nt
Organism: Staurois parvus
Lineage: Eukaryota; Metazoa; Chordata; Amphibia; Anura; Ranidae
Source: the annotation of a GenBank genome assembly
AUGUCUUUCUCUCUGGCCCCUCUUGAACCGAUUGUUGACCUUAAUUCUUGGGUUUCAACGCAUAUUAAGAAAAAAGAAUGCGUUGCUUUCAUCCCACAAAAGUCUAGUGAUGGGGAGACCUGUGGAUGUGGUUACACCAGAGAAUCCCAUUUUCAUGACACCUCAAAUCCCAAUAGGCCACCUGAAAUCAAUUGGGACCCUCAGAAAACUGUCGAAGAAUUUCCCAGUGAUGCACAUGGGGACAUGACAUUUACAGGAACCACCAGGACCUGGGCCAAGUACGUGCGAGCAUCCUCCGACACUCAUCCCAGCAUAUUGUUUGAACUGAUGACAGAGCAGUGGGGGGCUUCGUGUACCAAGUCUCCUCAUAUCUGUGACAGGAGGAGCCAAAAAUUUCAACAUCAGUCCAAGGCUGAAGACCCAGUUCAGCCGGGGCCUUGUGAAGGCUGCACGAAGCACAGGGGCCUGGAUCAUCCACUGUGAAGGUUCUCAUUGCUUGGGGUC